Molecule: messenger RNA, 1830 nt
Organism: Dentiscutata erythropus
Lineage: Eukaryota; Fungi; Glomeromycota; Glomeromycetes; Diversisporales; Gigasporaceae
Source: the annotation of a GenBank genome assembly
AUGUCACCACCUUCCAAAACUUCCGGUAAAAAUUUGGAAUCCGAAAGUAUCUUACAAGCCGUCGUUCUUGCUGAUAGUUUCAACGAACGUUUCCGUCCUAUAACUCUUGAUACGCCACGUUGCCUUUUACCGCUUUGCAAUACGCCACUCAUUGAAUAUACCUUAGAACUUCUUGCAGUUGCUGGUGUGCAAGAGGUUUAUUUAUUUUGUAAAGAACACUCUGAAACAAUAAAUAAUUAUAUCAAAAAAUCAAAAUGGAGUCGAUCAUAUUUUCCAAUAAGAAUAAUUACAAUUGUAACGCCCGAAGCACGUUCAGUUGGCGAUGCAUUACGAGAAUUAGACGCGAAACAAUUAAUCAAUUCCGAUUUUAUUCUCAUAAACGGUGACGUAGUAUCAAACAUACACCUAGAAAAAGUUUUGGAAGCUCACAGAGAUCGAAAAUCUGUUGAUGGCAAUACAAUAAUGACAAUGGUAGUUAAAGAAGCAAGUCCUUUUCACAGGACAAGAUCUUUAGGCGAAUCCCCAAUUUUCGUACUAGAUACGAAAACUAAUGAAUGCGUUCAUUGUGAAUCAGUGGAACUUUAUCCGCGUAAACGUCGUAUGACUAUGGAUAUGGAAAUUGAUAUUUGUUCAGUAGAGGUACCAGCUUUAUUCACAGAGAAUUUUGAUUAUCAAGAUAUUCGAAAGGAUUUUGUUCAUGGUAUUUUGACAUCUGAUUUAUUGGGAAAAACCAUUUACUGUCAUCUUGUUAAAGAUGUUUAUGCUGCAAGAGCACGAAAUUUGCAUACAUACGAUGCUAUUAGUAAAGAUGUAUUGUCGCGAUGGACUUAUCCUAUUGUCCCUGAUAGUAAUCUGCAAGAAGGAGAUAGCUAUGAAUUUAUGCGUGGACACAUUUAUAAAGAAAAAGAUGGUUCAUUAUCAAGAUCCUGCUCACUCGGUGAAAAAGUAUUGAUAGGUGCCGGUACUGAAAUUGCUGAAAAUGUUAAAAUAACAAACUCUGUAAUUGGUCGAAGAGUUACAAUAGGGCCAAAUGUUGAAAUAAAUGGUGCUUAUAUUUGGGAUGACGUGGUUAUCGGACCUAAUGUGACAUUGGAACCAUAUACAAAGCUAACAAAACAUAAGAAAACAUCAGAGUCUGAUAAUGAAGGGGAGGAGUCAAAUGAAGGUGCCUAUGACUCUACAUUAAUUGGUGAAAAAGGGCAAGGAUAUAUUUGGACGCAUGAUAUCUCCAAUAUAACUCUUACUGAUAGUGACUCUCCGCCAUCGGUAAUAUAUGAUUCCUCUUCAGACGAACUAAGCGAUUCCGAUGAAUCAACAACCGAAGAAGAAUCUUUAAAAGAAUUCUUUAAAGAGGUUUCCCAAACACUCGAACGAGCUUUCUUGGAUGGUCAUACGGUGGAUAUUGCUUCAUUGGAAUUAAAUACUUUGAGGAUGGCUUCAAAUACAACAUUUCAUGAUUUACGAGUUGGAGUAAUACCUACGAUAUUAGGACAAGUCGAUAAUGAAAAUUUUUUAACUAGUACAGAAGAAGUAAAUGUUGUUCAAUAUAAGAGAAUAUUGGAAAAGUGGGGACCACUUAUUGGAAAAUUAAUUCAUUCAAGACAAGAUCAAAUCGAUGCCUUACAUAUAUUACAGGAUCAUUGUGCAAAAACACAACAUCAUGUUAAACUUUUCGCGCCUACAAUCAAGAAACUAUAUUUAUUGGAUAUACUUGAAGAGGAUGCAAUUCUUGAAUGGAAUUCAUCUGAACUUGCUGAUGAUGAUCCAUCAAAAUCUAAUAUAAGAAAGAAGGCACAAGCUGAAGUUGAGGAUUCUGACGAUGAUGACUAA